Messenger RNA from Sceloporus undulatus (fence lizard), 909 nucleotides. Its product is annotated as taste receptor type 2 member 105-like. Gene Ontology annotation, biological process: sensory perception of taste; G protein-coupled receptor signaling pathway; detection of chemical stimulus involved in sensory perception of bitter taste. The transcript has a single exon. Gene Ontology annotation, cellular component: membrane. Lineage: Eukaryota; Metazoa; Chordata; Lepidosauria; Squamata; Phrynosomatidae. The record is from RefSeq and is a predicted model, not a curated record. Gene Ontology annotation, molecular function: bitter taste receptor activity; G protein-coupled receptor activity. The coding region runs from base 1 to 909 and encodes 302 amino acids.
AUGUCUCUCCUUGACAUUCUUACUUGGGCCAUUUUAGGAAUUUUGGUCAUCAUGGCCCUUUUAGGAAAUGGAUUUAUCAUAGCUGUGAAUGGUCAUCAGUGGCUCCAGAACAAGAAGAUAGUCACUUGCAAUUUCUUGUUGACUAGUUUGAGCACCUCCAGAUUUCUGUUGCAGAUGGAUUGUGCAGUGAGCUAUCUUCUGUACCUCAUCUCUCCAGAGCUUUAUUUCCAUACUUCCACAAUAGCAGCUUUCAACUUUAUCUGGAUGUUGUUCAACCUGACCACCUUGUGGUGUGUGACAUGGCUCAGUGUUUUCUAUUGUGUGAAGGUUACUAAUUUUGACAACUGCCUGUUCCUCUGGCUGAAGCCAAGAAUCAACAUGCUUGCACCCAGACUGCUUGGGAUAUCAAUAGUAGUUUCUAUAGUAUUAUUUUUUCCUUCACUUGUCAGUUAUUUAAGAGACAAAAAAUGGUGCAGUCUGACAGAUACUAUUCCAACGAAUGCUAGUCAAAGUGAUGUUUGCAACAAACUCUUCAAUGCUUUUAAUGCUCCACAGUUUUCUUUUGCUUUCAUAAAUUUUAGCCUGACCCUGAGUACAUCCAUUUUUUUGCUCACCUCUCUCUGGAAACAUACAAGAAAUCUGGAAAAAAGUGGUGUUGCCACUAAGGAUCUUAGCACUCGGGGCCAUAUCAAAGUCAUGAAGUUUGUGUUGGUGUCUGUCUUCUUCUAUAUUUUAUAUUUUCCUUCUAUGGUGAUAGCUGUCAGUACUCUUUUUGAGUUUGGAAAAACCGAGCGAAUGAUUUCUGAUAUACUACUGUCUCUAUAUGCUUUGGUACACUCUGUAAUACUAAUAUUGACCAAUCCCAAACUGAAAGAAGUAGCUGGGUGGAUUCUAAUCAUCAGACAAUGA